Molecule: messenger RNA, 5741 nt
Organism: Otolemur garnettii (small-eared galago)
Lineage: Eukaryota; Metazoa; Chordata; Mammalia; Primates; Galagidae
Gene: GRIA2
Product: glutamate ionotropic receptor AMPA type subunit 2
Exons: 16
Coding region: 467-3118 (883 amino acids)
Biological process (GO): synaptic transmission, glutamatergic; monoatomic ion transport; modulation of chemical synaptic transmission
Cellular component (GO): plasma membrane; dendritic spine; postsynaptic membrane
Molecular function (GO): AMPA glutamate receptor activity; transmitter-gated monoatomic ion channel activity involved in regulation of postsynaptic membrane potential
Source: RefSeq, a predicted model, not a curated record
GAGUCGCGCACGCGCGUCGGGGACUGCCUGCCCCUCUCUGUGACUCGCCUGUGCGUGUGUGUGUAUGUAUGUGUGCGUGUAUAUGUGUGUGUGCGCGCGCGCGCGAGUGAGAGUGGAGAGAGCGAGAAGAGCGCGCGCGAGAGGGUGAGUGUGUGUGAGUGCAUGGGAGGGUGCUGAAUAUUCCGAGACACGGGGACCACGGCGGCGGCUCCGCUGAAAACUGCAUUCAGCCAGUCCUCCGGACUUCGGGAGUCGGCACAGGGCGCAGGGCAUCAGCAGCCACCGGCAGGAUCUGGGAAACAGGGAUUCUUCUGCCUCCACUUCAGGUUUUUAGAAGCUUGGUGCUAAAUUGCUGUCUCAAAAUGCAGAGGAUCUAAUUUGCUGAGGAGAACGGCCAAAGAAGGAAGAGGAGGAAAAGGAGAAAAAAAAAAAAGGGUAUUUUGUGGAUGCUCUACUUUUCUUGGAAAUGCAAAAGAUUAUGCAUAUUUCUGUCCUCCUUUCUCCUGUUUUGUGGGGACUGAUUUUUGGUGUCUCUUCCAACAGCAUACAGAUAGGGGGGCUAUUUCCUAGGGGCGCCGAUCAAGAAUACAGUGCAUUUCGGGUAGGGAUGGUUCAGUUUUCCACUUCGGAGUUCAGACUGACACCCCACAUCGACAAUUUGGAGGUGGCCAACAGCUUCGCAGUCACCAAUGCUUUCUGCUCCCAGUUUUCAAGAGGAGUCUAUGCUAUUUUUGGGUUUUAUGACAAGAAGUCUGUCAAUACCAUCACCUCAUUUUGUGGAACGCUGCAUGUCUCCUUCAUCACGCCCAGCUUCCCCACCGAUGGUACACAUCCCUUUGUCAUCCAGAUGAGACCUGACCUCAAAGGAGCCCUGCUUAGCUUGAUUGAAUACUAUCAAUGGGACAAGUUUGCGUACCUCUAUGACAGUGACAGAGGCUUAUCAACGCUGCAAGCUGUGCUGGAUUCCGCUGCUGAAAAGAAAUGGCAAGUGACUGCUAUCAAUGUGGGAAACAUUAACAAUGACAAGAAAGAUGAGACCUACCGGUCGCUUUUCCAAGAUCUGGAGUUAAAAAAGGAACGACGUGUAAUUCUGGACUGUGAACGGGAUAAAGUUAAUGACAUUGUGGACCAGGUUAUUACCAUUGGAAAACAUGUUAAAGGAUACCACUACAUCAUCGCAAAUCUGGGAUUUACAGAUGGAGACCUGCUAAAAAUUCAGUUUGGAGGUGCAAACGUCUCCGGAUUCCAGAUAGUGGACUACGAUGAUUCCUUGGUGUCUAAGUUUAUAGAAAGAUGGUCAACACUGGAAGAAAAAGAAUACCCUGGAGCACACACCACGACCAUUAAGUACACUUCUGCGCUGACCUAUGAUGCCGUUCAAGUGAUGACUGAAGCUUUCCGCAACCUACGAAAGCAGAGAAUUGAAAUCUCCCGAAGGGGGAAUGCAGGAGACUGUCUGGCAAACCCAGCCGUCCCUUGGGGACAAGGUGUAGAAAUAGAAAGGGCCCUGAAACAGGUUCAGGUUGAAGGUCUCUCGGGAAAUAUAAAGUUUGACCAGAAUGGCAAAAGAAUAAACUAUACAAUUAACAUCAUGGAGCUCAAAACUAAUGGGCCCCGGAAGAUUGGCUACUGGAGUGAAGUGGACAAAAUGGUUGUGACUCUUACAGAACUUCCAUCUGGAAAUGACACCUCUGGGCUUGAGAAUAAGACUGUCGUUGUCACUACAAUUUUGGAAUCCCCAUAUGUUAUGAUGAAGAAAAAUCAUGAGAUGCUUGAAGGCAAUGAGCGCUAUGAGGGCUACUGUGUUGACUUGGCUGCAGAAAUCGCCAAACAUUGUGGGUUCAAGUACAAGCUGACAAUUGUUGGGGAUGGCAAGUAUGGGGCCAGGGAUGCAGACACGAAAAUUUGGAAUGGGAUGGUUGGAGAACUUGUAUAUGGGAAAGCUGACAUUGCAAUUGCUCCAUUAACUAUAACCCUUGUGAGAGAAGAGGUGAUUGACUUCUCAAAGCCCUUUAUGAGCCUCGGGAUAUCUAUCAUGAUCAAGAAGCCUCAGAAGUCCAAACCGGGAGUGUUUUCAUUUCUUGAUCCUUUAGCCUAUGAGAUCUGGAUGUGCAUUGUUUUUGCCUACAUUGGGGUCAGUGUAGUUUUAUUCCUGGUGAGCAGAUUUAGCCCCUACGAGUGGCACACUGAGGAGUUUGAAGAUGGAAGAGAAACACAAAGUAGUGAAUCAACUAAUGAAUUUGGGAUUUUUAAUAGUCUCUGGUUUUCCUUGGGUGCCUUUAUGCAGCAAGGAUGCGAUAUUUCGCCAAGAUCCCUCUCUGGGCGCAUUGUUGGAGGUGUGUGGUGGUUCUUUACCCUGAUCAUAAUCUCCUCCUACACGGCUAACUUAGCUGCCUUCCUGACUGUAGAGAGGAUGGUGUCUCCCAUCGAAAGUGCUGAGGAUCUUUCUAAGCAAACAGAAAUUGCUUAUGGAACAUUAGACUCUGGCUCCACUAAAGAGUUUUUCAGGAGAUCUAAAAUUGCAGUGUUUGAUAAAAUGUGGACCUACAUGAGGAGUGCAGAGCCCUCUGUGUUUGUGAGGACUACGGCUGAAGGGGUAGCGAGAGUCAGGAAGUCCAAAGGGAAAUAUGCCUACCUGCUGGAGUCCACCAUGAAUGAGUACAUUGAACAGAGGAAGCCCUGUGACACCAUGAAAGUGGGCGGGAACCUGGAUUCCAAAGGCUACGGCAUCGCAACGCCUAAAGGAUCCUCAUUAAGAAAUGCGGUUAACCUCGCAGUACUAAAACUGAAUGAACAAGGCCUGUUGGACAAAUUGAAAAACAAAUGGUGGUACGACAAAGGAGAGUGCGGCAGCGGGGGAGGUGAUUCCAAGGAAAAGACCAGUGCCCUCAGUCUGAGCAACGUUGCCGGAGUGUUCUACAUCCUUGUCGGGGGCCUUGGUUUGGCAAUGCUGGUGGCUUUGAUUGAGUUCUGUUACAAGUCAAGGGCCGAGGCGAAAAGAAUGAAGGUGGCAAAGAAUGCACAGAAUAUUAACCCAUCUUCCUCGCAGAAUUCACAGAAUUUUGCAACUUAUAAGGAAGGUUACAACGUAUAUGGCAUCGAAAGUGUUAAAAUUUAGGGGAUGACCUUGAACGAUGCCAUGAGGAGCAAGGCAAGGCUGUCAAUUACAGGAAGUACUGGAGAAAAUGGACGUGUUAUGACUCCAGAAUUUCCAAAAGCAGUGCAUGCUGUCCCUUACGUGAAUCCUGGCAUGGGAAUGAAUGUCAGUGUGACUGAUCUCUCGUGAUUGAUAAGAACCUUUUGAGUGCCUUACACGAUGGUUUUCUUGUGUGUUUAUUGUCAAAAGUGGUGAGAGGCAUCCAGUAUCUUGAAGACUUUUCUUUCAGCCAAGAAUUCUUAAAUAUGUGGAGUUCAUCUUGAAUUGUAAGGAAUGAUUAAUUAAAAACACAACAUCUUUUUCUACUCGAGUUACAGACGAAGCUUGGUGGACAUGCACAGCUACCGCAGAAGUACUAUAAUUGGACUGAAGUCUUUGUACAGACACCAAACCUGUUUCUGCAGCCACUAUUGUUAGUCUCUUGAUUCAUAAUGACUUAAGCACACUUGACAUCAACUGCAUCAAGAUGUGACAUGUUUUAUAAAAAAAAAACCCACAAAAAAACAGUUAAAAUAAAAAAAAUAUUUUUAGGUAUUUUCACAAACUGGCUUUUAAAUAAAUUUGCUUCCAUAUGGGUUGGAUAAGACAAAAAAAAACAAUUAAACUGAGUGGGAAGUGAUGGAAAAGGCUUUAGGCGUCAGUUCCAUAUUUUUCAAAGCCAAAUAUGUAAAUGUAAGGAAGGGAAACGACCAGAAGAUUCCAAUCUCGUAAUUUAAUAUUGUUAUUAAAACUUUAAUGUAUCCUAUUCUUUAACCUUUGGUGUUAAUAUAAAAUUACUUGGCAAUGCUUGACAUUUGAAAUAAACAUUUUUCUACUGUUUUAUUUGCAAGUGGUCCAAUUAAUUUUGCUUAGCUACAGUUUGGUCAUAAAUCAAGCAAGUUUAAAGACACGACCCAGUUGUUAGGUUUCCAGAGAAAACAUCCCCCUUUUAAAAAGGCCGGGAGAUGUUACAAAUCGAAAUCUGCCCCUGAAUCGUAUCUGAGUCGGUUUUUGAUCCGUCUCACCAUCUAUAAAUAAAUAUGUGUUAACACGAAGCAUUUAAUCUGUGUAGAUGAAUGCUAAUAGAUUUAAACAGCUAAUAUUAAAAAAUAAAUAUCAGAAUACGUGAGAUUCCAUUUUUGUGGUGUUUGAGCUUAUAGAAGUAUUAGUAGUAAAUGAAGUCAGAAAUGCUUGGAAAGUAGCUUUCUAGAUAGUUGCCCACUGAUCAAAUCUGAUAAACUUAAUAUAAACUUUCAGUUUUAAAAUGAUAAUAGCUGUCCUAAACCUUAUAUAUUAUGAAUAUUUUAAACACAUUUGAGUCCCCUGAAAUGUAGUUUCAUCCCAUGGCCAUCAACCAAACAACCCUAUUGUAUUAUUUUUAUAUUUAUUCCACAGGUGGAAUGGCUACUUUAAGAUGCCCAGCGUGGAAAAAAAUACCACAUUUCUAUAACAUUGGACUAAAGACCAUAUAUUUCUCUAGGCAAUAAAUUUAAAGAAUCUACCUUUCCCUUCCUAAAAUACCUUUUAUUUCCUUUAAAGCCCCCCAAUUCAGAGUUUAAUGAAUUACAAACGAAAAAAGUCUACUAGUUAUUUUUAAUAUUUGUUUUAUUAUUAUUUCUGCAAGUAAGCCUUUGAGAUUUUACAAAGUUAAAAUGUUCCUAUUUAUUAUUUUUCACAGAAGGGAAGGAAACCCGUAGAGAUACACAGGAACCACUUACACCAGACCUGGUGGCAUGUGGGAUCAGGGUACUCUUUACUAAAUUUAACUGUCCCUAAUCACAAAUUCCAAGAUAAUUCCAUAGAAUUUUAGUGCAUUUCUCCUCAUCAAUGAAUGUUGGAGGUGCAUUUUAAGUUUAAAUAAUACAUGCUAGAAUGACCAAAUUGCAGACUAAUUGUUUCCAUAUUGUACUUCAAAUGAGUUUUUAAAAAUGAACCAGAUACGACUCUAGAUACUUAAUGCUGUUUAUUGUACCUCUGGGCCUACUCUUCUAAAAAUUGUAGCUUAUCAAUUUUUCUCUGUCAAGCUUGAACUAAUGUAAAUAACUGGAAUAAUGUAAAGUUAUAUUUUCAUGUUUUUAUAGAUACAACAUGACCAGAAUACAUAAUGUAAGAGUAUUUCAACUACAGAUAAUGUUGACUGGAUAAUGCACAUCUCAGUUACAGUCAGUAAUCAUAGUUUAAUAUCCAUGUAACGGUGCAUCGAUCUAUUGCUAUAUAAACAUGUCUGUGUGCAUCUAAGUGAACAGUGGUCAAACGCGAGUGAUGACAGCUGUCUAAAGGUUUUUUUAUUCAUUUUAUAUAAAAACUGUUAUGGAAAGACCAAAAUGUUUAUGAACUAUUCCUAUGUAAAUUUACAACUGUCCUUUAUUGUACUUUUUGUUUACAGUAUAGUACCUUAUUUUCUGCUGUGUUCAGUGAGUGUCAGACUCCAAGGAGACAUACACUUUCUACAACUUCUAUUGAAGAUAUUGGAAGUUCCAAUUUUUCAUGUGUACUAUGUCAGACAAUGCUUUGGAUUUUAUUUUUAAAUCUAACAUCGGAUGGCUUUUCCGGAGUGUUGUAAAAAUUUCGAUCAUACAUAAAACAUGUUCUUACAAAAGGCAAA